CUCGAUUCGCGCGGUUUCUCAGUCCAAUUCAAACCACCAAAGUGUUAAGAUGUUUUAUCCGGUGUUCUCUCACGACAUGCGCUACUUCCUCCGCCUCUGGCGGCCUUGGCGGCAGUUCGCCGCCCCCAACAUCGAAUCCUCGGUCACUUUCGGCCGCCAAAAAUUCCAGGCGGAUCUGGACGUCCAGUACUUUAAACCUGAAGAUAUCACCAUUAAAGUGGCCGAAGACAACACCGUGACCGUCGAGGGUAAACAGGAGCACCAGGAGGGCGAGAAUUACGUGUCCAGGCACUUUGUGCGAAGGUUUGUGUUGCCGGAGGGACACGAUAUGGAUAAAUUGGAGUCGACGCUGUCCACCGACGGGGUUUUGACCAUCACAGCCCCCAGGAUUGCCAAGGAGGCUGAGGAGGGCAGGACCAUCCCCAUUACGAGGACUGGCAAGGCCCACAAGAGUGGAGAAAACUGAAUUGUAAUUAAUUAUCUCAUAAAGUAAUUGAAGGAUAUUUUGUUACUUCCGAGACUGAUUUUUUACAUAAGUUGUUGUAAUUUUUAUGUAAAUACUAGUCAAUCAAUAAAUUUUUUUUAGUUA
This is a messenger RNA of Tribolium castaneum (red flour beetle), 589 nucleotides long. Its product is annotated as heat shock protein 27. The record is from RefSeq and is a predicted model, not a curated record. Gene Ontology annotation, biological process: response to heat; protein refolding. Bases 50 to 466 code for a protein of 138 amino acids. Gene Ontology annotation, cellular component: nucleus; cytoplasm. NCBI's taxonomy places the organism in Eukaryota, Metazoa, Arthropoda, Insecta, Coleoptera, Tenebrionidae. The transcript has a single exon.